UAUAAUGCUCUUUGUUUUUCACAGGAUUCCAGAAAAAGAAGGAUGAGUCCUCUGAUAAUGUUUCUCCUGUUAGCGGCUACAACCCCAACAGCUCCGGCAGCAACGGAGCCAAAGAUCGAGCUGCAGUUUAAGUUGCAGCUAAACUUUACAUCGCAACUCUCAAACAAGUCGUCAGCCGAGUUCCUGCAGCUCAGGGACAACGUCACCGCGGUGCUCAACGGAGUCUUUUCAACAAAUUACGCAGCUUCCUUCAAUCGAACUUACAUCAAAAGCUUCAGUGCAGGAUCCAUUGUAGUCAACGCUGAUCUGUUGUUCAAUAAUGGGACGGCACUGCCUGAUGCCGGGGCUGUGGCCAAAGCUUUGGAGACUGCGUCGUCCAGCUCAAACUUUUCCCUCAGUGUCGACACAUCUUCCAUUACUGCUUCUGCAGCUCCGAAUGCUACAGCAGCUCCGAAUGCUACAGGUGCUCCGAAUGCUACGGCAGCUCCUAAUGCUACGGCAGCUCUGAAUGCUACAGGUGCUCCUAAUGCUACAGGUGCUCCGAAUGCUACAGCAGCUCCGAAUGCUACAGGUGCUCCGAAUGCUACGGCAGCUCCUAAUGCUACGGCAGCUCUGAAUGCUACAGGUGCUCCUAAUGCUACAGGUGCUCCGAAUGCUACAGCAGCUCCGAAUGCUACAGGUGCUCCGAAUGCUACGGCAGCUCCGAAUGCUACAGCAGCUCCGAAUGCUACAGUAGCUCCUAAUGCUACAGCAGCUCCGAAUGCUACAGCAGCUCCGAAUGCUACAGCAGCUCCUAAUGCUACAGCAGCUCCGAAUGCUACAGGUGCUCCGAAUGCUACAGGUGCUCCGAAUGCUACAGGUGCUCCUAAUGCUACAGCAGCUCCGAAUGCUACAGCAGCUCCGAAUGCUACAGCAGCUCCGAAUGCUACAGCAGCUCCGAAUGCUACAGCAGCUCCGAAUGCUACAGGUGCUCCGAAUGCUACAGGUGCUCCGAAUGCUACGGCAGCUCUGAAUGCUACAGGUGCUCCCACAUCUAGUGAAGGAGCUGUUGACCUUCAGUUUCGUCUUGACCAAACAUUCACAUCAGAUCUUGCAAACCCCUCCUCAACGGCGUUUAAGGAUUUGGCUACAAAUGUCCGAACUGAGCUCAACAUCGUGGCUUCAAGUCUCUAUGGAUCCCGUUUCCUUCGCUCCAUCAUCAACGGAUUCACGAAUGGAUCCGUGGUGGUCAACUCCACUCUGGUGUUCAGAGAUAGGAGCUCAGUUCCUUCAGAUGCCAAAGCAACUUCACAACUCAACGCGGCACUCAGCAACUCCAGCUCCCUGGACGUUGUCGCCGGCAGCGUCUCUGCUACUGCUACCACCGCUGCACCGAAUGCUACAGCAGCUCCGAAUGCUACAGUAGCUCCUAAUGCUACUGCUGCAUCAACCAAUCCACCUACAUCCAGUGAGGGAACCCUUGGCCUUAAAUUUAGUCUCAACCAAGCAUUCACGAGCGACCUCUCCAACUCGUCCUCAGUAGCAUAUCAGACGUUGGCUGCAAUCGUGAUCAAAGAGAUCAACAUCGUGGCUUCACGUCUCUAUGCAUCCCGUUUCCUUCGCUCCAUCAUCAACGGAUUCACGAAUGGAUCCGUGGUGGUCAACUCCACUCUGGUGUUCAGAGAUAGGAGCUCAGUUCCUUCAGAUGCCGAAGCAACUUCACAACUCAACGCGGCACUCAGCAACUCCAGCUCCCUGGACGUUGUCGCCGGCAGCGUCUCUGCUACUGCUACCACCGCUGCACCGAAUGCUACAGCAGCUCCGAAUGCUACAGUAGCUCCUAAUGCUACUGCUGCAUCAACCAAUCCACCUACAUCCAGUGAGGGAACCCUUGGCCUUAAAUUUAGUCUCAACCAAGCAUUCACGAGCGACCUCUCCAACUCGUCCUCAGUAGCAUAUCAGACGUUGGCUGCAAUCGUGAUCAAAGAGAUCAACAUCGUGGCUUCAAGUCUCUAUGGAUCCCGUUUCCUUCGCUCCAUCAUCAACGGAUUCACGAAUGGAUCCGUGGUGGUCAACUCCACUCUGGUGUUCAGAGAUAGGAGCUCAGUUCCUUCAGAUGCCGAAGCAACUUCACAACUCAACGCGGCACUCAGCAACUCCAGCUCCCUGGACGUUGUCGCCGGCAGCGUCUCUGCACAGUCCACAGCCAGCUCCAGCAGCCCUCCUGCGCCCACCGUGGCCUCCCUGGCAGUCGUCUCCUUCACGCUGCUGGCCGUGGCUCAGAUGCUCAUCAACGUAUAACCGACAGAAAGUCGUGCACUGACAUCGACGGUGGCUUUUAGGCAAAAGCCAUGUGACACUGAAUUGAAAACAAUAUGUAAAAAGUGUGCACAAUGAAAUGUAUCAAUGCAAUGUCAUUUGGUAAAAAGAUGUGUCCUGUGUGUCAAAGAUUAAGACCGUUUUUAAAAACUUUCCCCAUUUGAUGUUUAUCACUUUUUAUUCUUUUGUAUCUGAACAACUAACCCAUGACACGAGGACUGAGUCAUGGACAUAUCUUAUUUCUUUGGCAGUUACUUUUGUAACUGCUCCUUUAUAUAGAUUUUUCAGGUGGCAUUUAAUUUGCAACAAAUGGAAAUAUGUAUAGGAAAAUUCUUAAAAUUUGUAUUUAAAUUUUCAAAAAUGUCACAAUUCAGCAGAACACAAUUGACAUCUUAUGUUAUUUAAAGUGCAAAUGAAAGUGUGCCGUUAAUGUCGUGUGAUGCCAACAGCUAGCGGUGUGGAAGUAACAUGAUGAUGAAGAUGAAUAAUUCAUAUGAAGAUGGCAUGGGGGUUGGUAAAUGCCCGUCUUAAAGGAUCCUGCUAGUAUCCUAAAAUGUAGAAAGAUUAUUGAUUGCUAAAUUGAAUACUUGUUGUUCUUGUAUGUUUUUGAGAAGGGGGAUAAUAAAUGUGUGUCUUUGUUAAUCAAUGAGUAAUAAAGUGUUUCCUUUACAAUGA
Messenger RNA from Pseudoliparis swirei, 2973 nucleotides. Its product is annotated as mucin-19-like. Bases 43 to 2280 code for a protein of 745 amino acids. The record is from RefSeq and is a predicted model, not a curated record. Lineage: Eukaryota; Metazoa; Chordata; Actinopteri; Perciformes; Liparidae. The transcript is spliced from 14 exons.